AAACAAUGACGUGGCAAUUAGUGUCCGAAUACCGUUUACCUUUAGUCAACGCUGAAUACUCAUUUACGUUAAACCUUUCACUGGAAGCUCUGUUUUGUAAGAGCUUUCCUUGUUAUACUUUUUUGGUUUUUUCAAAACAUAAACAACCCAAACUAUCAUGCGAUUCGCGGCGCCACCGCGACGUUCAGCCGAUAUCUCACCGGUUCCCACACCGGCGCCUUCACCAUCACUUUCACCGUAUUCCGGUGAAGCUGAUGAUAUUCUUUCCCGUUCUUCUGAUCCUCCUCUCCAGUUCAGUCCUCCGUUGAUCGCUAUGGUGGUUGUUUUAGCCGCCACUUUUCUCUUCGUGACCUACUCACGCCUCAUCUCCCGCCGUUUUAUUUCUCCCGUUCUCCGUCGUUUUCGACGGUGGAGAUCCCGUCGGCGCCGUCUACUUCACCUAUCCUCUGCCUCGACUUCAUCCUCCCACCUCCGAUCCCUUUCUCCCUUCCCUUUCGACUCGUUUCACCACUCUCCUUACGGAUUAGACGAUUCCGUUAUCAAAACGCUUCCUCUGUUUCUCUACUCCGCCGGGAAAAACGUUUCUCCUGCCGCCGAUUGCGCUGUUUGUUUGUUGGAAUUCGAGGAUGGAGAUUACGUGCGCACGCUUCCGUUGUGCUUCCACGCUUUUCACGUCGAGUGCAUCGACGAGUGGUUACGGUCUCAUCCUAACUGUCCCCUCUGCCGCACGGCUAUUCUCCGAUCCGGCGUCGUUUUGCCUACGUCCCCUUUCGUCCCCUUAAUGGCUCCACGGAUUCGUCCGAGCUUCGACGACGAGAUCGCUGCUGCUGCUGCGAUCGACGAGGAGAUCACAGCGUCAGUGGAGGAGCGAUCACCGGAUCGGGAGUUCAAGCGAUCUUACUCGUUCGGUUACGAGAGGGAAGAAUCGGCAGCGACGCCGUGGAGACACCGGAGAUCCACGUGGAGCAGCAAGCAGCAGCGUCAGUCUCCGUUCGGAAACCUAAUGUCGAAAUCGAGAGUGUUCUCGUUGCGUUACCACAGGAGCGCGAAAUCGCGGCGGCGAUCGGGGGUGUUCUUCCCGAUAUCGGAGAGGAUUCCGGCGACGGGAAGCUCGUCGUCGAGGCGGACGAAGUCGAUGACGAGUCCGAUGUUUUUCAGAACAGCACCGCACUCGUCAAGCCGGCUGAGGUGCGGUGAUCCAGAGGCGCUGUUGUCGCCGGAGAGAUGGAGGAGAGGGGACACGUGUAGGGUGGAUAUGUAACAUGAGAUUGGACGGUGGUGAUGGUAAGGGAGAGUGGGGAGGAGGAGAAGAGCAUUAAUGGGAAUGUGGGGUUUGGCAUUAAAUGGAAUUUAAAUGGGUCGAAACAGAGAAGAGAGAUUCAGAAAAUGCUCAAGCUUCUUUGCUUCGUAACAACAACAACAACAAGUGGUGUAUAAAAAUUCUAUGUGCAGUGGCAUACGCCAAAGCUGAGAGGGUCCGAACUGAUCCUGGUCCAAAGACAACUGAACUCGAUCCAAAGAUCGAAGACUGGACUGUUUUGUUAGUAUAAAACUAUAAACUACUGUAUUUCUCUUGGAGUGUCAAAUGCAUUAACUUCCAAACCUGCCAAAGUUAUUAUAGAAACGACGAAGUCGACAAUCUCGUUUAACUUUCGUUUCUAUAAUAACUUUAGUAUUGUCGGUCGCCUAACUGCUUUUAUAUCACGGAGGUUAAUGUUUGCUAAGCUUUCUGUUCAAGUGUUCAUACUACUAAUUUUUCUGUUUAGCUGUCGAUUUAAUUUGACCAAAGGUAAUUUAUGAUUAGUUACAUGGUGGAGAAUAAUGUUACAUUUGAGAAGGCACGGAUCUAAAUUGCGCCUUUGGUUUCCUACAAAAUGUUAUUGAUAAUGAUAACAUUACUGAUAUUAUAUGGGAGCUAGCUAAAACGCUUAGCUUCUUACAAAGAAUUUUUCACGGAAAAUGAUUAUGAUUCUAGUUGGAAAAACUACAAUUCCAAAUUAAAUCUCUAAGCAUAAUUUCAUCUACAUAUAUAUGGUUUCUUUGGGGAAUUUUUACAGAGUAGUCUCUCUUUUAGUUGCCCUCUGUUUUCAUUGUAUACAACUGUUUGUUAUUUAAAUCUGUUUUCAGAUUUAAUCUGAAGCUCUGCUAGGAAACUUUGCCAUGCAUUUCAAGUGAAAAGGAAUACAGAUCGUGUGAAACUGUAAAGAGAAACAUCUUUUUUGCUAACAUUUAUCAAAUAUAAGGCGCAAUCACAAGUUUCUCUCUUAAGAAUGCUGACGAGUUAGAAGAUCGACAUCAACCCGAACUUCUAGCUUCUCUAAAGAUGGUCCUGAUUUGAGAAUGUUUCCGCAUAAAAAAAUAUCUGUAUUUUCUUCACGAGACAUUCAAGCAUUGUAGCAUUGUAGUUACAGACACAAACACAUGAGUCUUCACUAGUCAUGUCUCAUGACUCAUGAUCUAAAAUUUGUUAUACAGUUUUUAAUCUAGACAUAUUUAAAUGUCGCUGUUUCAUGAAGAAAUAUGCGUGAUUUAAGGAUCGUUCUUCAAAGAAAGACCCUAUAACCAAUACCCAAUCAGACACUUCAGAUUUAGAGUUUUUGUUUGUUUCCAACGUGCUAACAAUAUCAAUUUAGUCAUGAUCCAAUUUCUUGUGCUGAUAAUUAUUAGGUUUAUUAGUGUCUUUUAUUAGCCGCUAAGUAUAUUCAAAUUACGUGACUUUGAAACAUUCUCGGCUGAUGAGACAGGACGUGGACAUGCAAGUUGACCUUUUUUAACCUUACAUGCAGGUAGAAUUGGGGAGAAAAGAUAUCACAUUGG
Molecule: messenger RNA, 2817 nt
Organism: Raphanus sativus (radish)
Lineage: Eukaryota; Viridiplantae; Streptophyta; Magnoliopsida; Brassicales; Brassicaceae
Product: RING-H2 finger protein ATL65
Exons: 2
Coding region: 158-1261 (367 amino acids)
Source: RefSeq, a predicted model, not a curated record